AUGUACCCAAAGGAGGAGAGCCCUUGUGAUGAUGUUCGCUUUUCUCCAGGCUUUUUCUUCCAAUGCAGCGGUUGGCUCUUCAGUCGGCUAAAAAGAUACAGCCUCCCCACGUCAAGGUACGACCAAGUUACCAAGGAGUAACACUUACUAGGUGUUAUGGUGGUUUGUUGAAAUUAGACUUAGAAAUCGGCAGUAUUAAUCAUUAGAUUUAUCUCUCGCGGAAUACACCAAAAAUUCCAGCUUACUUUCUCCUGAUGAUCAGAAGAAGCUCACCUAAGAAAUAUGCUGGGAAAUUGGGUCACUUUUGUGUGACAGAAGAGGAUACCAAACCUAACAAGUUAAUGAAAGGAAGUACUAAUUAAACUGAAUCAAGACCAAUGAGAACUACAGGAAAAAGGAAAGAAUUUUUAUUUUCUGUUAUGCACACGGCCAAGCUGGAAUCAUUCGGUAGAAAAAUAUCGCUUCUUCAUCUCGAGCGCGACACGUGAGUCUUAAAGUCCAGAAAUGUGGCAAUGACAAGAACGUGACCAUCAUAAUACAGUGGAACAUAACGGACCUUCAUAUAACGAAGUCCUCGGUAUAACGAACGAUUUUCUUUACCUCAGUAGUAGUAAAAUAUAUGGAAAAGAACCGCGAUGUAAUGAAACCUCGUUAUGGCAAACAAAUUUGCCAGUCCCUUAGCACUUCGUCAUGUAGAGGUUCCACUGUGCUCCGGUUAACGGUUGUCUUUUGUACGUGCGCUGACAACACAUGAUGCACGUCGCGUGCGCGGAAGAAAAGUCUAAAAAACUCACACUUUUUUAUUCUUUGGGUCGUGAACUACACCACACUUUUGAAUGUCAGGAGUAAAUUUUUUCCUUAUCCUUAUCGAGUGUCAUCCGUGUAAAGAAAAACUAGAGUUUAAUCACCAAAUUUGGAAAAAGUUGUAUGGAACGCUCUAAAUCACGCGCUUGUCACUGGAUCUCUACCACUUUGAUUAGCUUUGAUUGCACAACCAAUCGAUUUACGCUGUAAAUUUUCCCGCCAACUUUUCACCAAUCACGUGUACGCAAAGGGUGUUUUGGAACGUCAUGUGACCCGGAUGAAAUUGUGCUUCUCUUCUUGAAUGCUCGUGUGUUUUGUAGGAGAUGAGGUUUAUGAGGGGAAAAAACUGCCAAUGUUAUCCAAACUCUUCUCUUUUGGUCACCGAAAGGCCGGGAAAAAGCACAGCGAUACCGAGACGUAAGCAUCAUUAUUCGACAGCCUAAUUUUUCGUUUUAGAACGUCGUAACGGCCCUUAAUAAUUUUAUUGUAUUCACGUUUCGCAGCGAAGCAGACGAAAAAAUUCAUGGGACAAAGAGGUAAAUGUUAAAGGGAGGCUAAUGGUUUUUAUUUUUGCCAAGUAUUGUAGAUUUAUUGUUUGAUGCGUCACAGGUACGACAAGUUACAGUCAGUUAAUUGGGAAUGUCAGCCAUGUUUAAUUUCUUUAAGGAGUGAUGGUUUCGUGACCGAUGGUUUUGCGGACCACAAUGUCUUGUAGUGUAAGCUUACUUACUAUUAUUGAUUUUACAAGUGUUACUACUGAGUAAAGUAUUGAAUCGACACCAUAAAUGCGUUUUAAACCCUUCUUCACUUGUUCGAGGAAACGACAAAUAAGCUUACCAAAGUCGCUCCAUAAGAAAAUUUCUUUUCUACUCGCUUUUUAUCGCAUUGAUUGAGCUACAAGACAGAUUAACAAAUUCAUGCGCAUUCAACUUUUACUAGCGUAAUGUUUUCAACUACAAUAAGUCUGAGGUAGCCGGUGAUCUAGAAUUUUCGCAGCAUGUAACGUAUCGGCUGAUUCUUUUCAGGUCAAAACAGAACAGCAACAAAUAAACAUUUUUAACCCAUCCGGUGUCUUCCUUAUUAUAACUUAGUUUAUCAGUGUAAUUUGUCGGGCUAAGUGGUUCACUAAUUUAUGUGAAUUUUGUUUUAUUUUAUAAAAUUGAGAUCGAUUAGCCAAAAUUAAUGGUAUUGAUGAGCCUCGUGACUCAAGAUGUCAAAGAGGCUGCAGACGUUCCUGAUCCCAAAAAUCUGCUAACCUCAGAUUAUGACGCAUUUUUCCAAUUUGAUGAUUUAUAAUCUUAAUAACAUGAAUACUUUACAUUUUUUCUCUAUUGUUUUAUAUCUACAAUUGAUGUUUCGAGAUCUGUGGGAACAAAGGUUGAUUGUUUGACAAGGUGUUUUAGAGGUUUAGUAAUUUUUAGAUGCUGAUUUCCAGGAUUAAACUUCUUUAACUUUAACUUGUUGACUGGUGUUGACAUGAUUAUUUUUACUAAAUCAGAAUAAUAAUUUUCAGUGCAUUAAUCCUUUUUUAUCUUAAAACAAUUGUCUCUGACGUCGAGACUGGUGAAGCUUUGCCAUUAGUGGGUAACAAAAUACUCUAACGUAGUAUUUUGCUUAGGGGCCAACCAUUUGGGGUUACGAUGAUCUAGUUUGCAUAAGAAUUUAUUUUCCCCAAAUCUCUGGUGGUAGAAUUUUUUCCCUAUUAUACAAAGCCAUUGUAUGGCAGGUAUUUCCUUGCAAGAUAUUUUUCACUCAAAAUCAAUCUGCAUGAUAUUUUUUUCUGGAAUGCCUUGAAAGUAAACGAAACACGGUUUGCAAAAAAAGGAAGUGAAAUUUGAAUGACAAGGUGGAACAAACGACAGUUCACUUUUAACAGCUUUCAAAUGUCCUGUGAGUUGUAGGGAUCUGAAAUUAUAGCAUAAAAGUAUGGCCUCGAGCAAUUAUUUGCACAUGUACAUUUAUGUUCUUCUUUGGAUAAUUGCUAAUGAUCAUUAACUUUCAUAUUUGACAAGGCAGCUUAGAUAAUAUUUGGUACAGUUGUGCAAAACAUUUUGUUAUUAUUGUACAGUGGAGAAUUCCUAUACUACAGUUGUACUCUUUGUCCCGUUGGUAAUGUACUUUGAGAAUAUUUAUACAUUUGGGACCAUAUGAAACCUAAAACUCAGAGGAAUUAAUUAUGUUUUCAUUUUGGAAUAAUCAUGUUUAUGAUAUUGUAAAAAGCAAGAAAAAAUAUUUUUGUUUUAACUGGAAUGAGUACAUGCUUGUAUGAUUAAAUGACCACCUUUUUAAUGCAACGAUAUUUUCAUGGCCCCUGUAUACUUUUACUACUUUCUUACUGUUUUUGUUCAUGACUGGAGAAGUAAAAAUGGCUGAAAGUGGCUGUAUAAGAGCUGUUGUAUACAUUAUAGGUUUGGUCAGAAAAAAGUACUGAAACUACAUAUACGUAUAUUCUUGUAGUUAAGUUUUUAUCUCAGGUAAUUUUUAUUUUUCUUUUGUUUCAACUUCAUUAGCAUACAUUACCAUACCCAAAAACAGAAAAAAAAAAAUUACCUGAGAUAAAAAAUUAACUACAACAUAUACAUGUACAUUUAUAUAGAAGAGGAACAUGGCAGAUUUAUUCAUUCAUUCAUUUAUUCAUUUUUUUUUUUGCCAUUAACUAAUAUAAAUACAAAUACGACAACAAUAUACAGAAAUUUAUAGUGCAUUAGAGAUAAUAUACACUAUUCUAACUAGAAUUAUUUACAAAAUUAAAUGUUUAGAGUGGUAAUGACAAGAAAGCCUAUAUAGAAGCCGUGGGCUUAUAAACUAUAGAUUCAUGUAGAAGUGCUAUACUAGCUAGGACACAGGACUGAGUAGGGUAGAGGGAAGUUCAAGAAGGGAAGGAAACUUCAUUUGGCAUUUUUCCUUUCUUCUUUUUCAAGGCCAUUUCCUCAGUUGGAGCAGGAUAAGAUAAGAGUCCUGGUGUUCAGAGAUUGUGAUCGCAGGGGAAAAACCUUGUUGUUUGAUUCUAAUGCAGUUGCCUGUCAGCAGGUAAGAAAAUUUAUAGCAAUCAUUUUACUGUUAUAUAUUACUGUUACGAUAAUUAACAAAGACUUUAUUUGCUGUAAAUGUACUUCUUUUCUUGGUUGGUUACAGUCAUAAUGGCUUUUUAUGAUUGUUCUACUUACCCUAUUGUUCACAAGUGUCUCAUCAACUUCCUAAACAAAAGUUGAUUUACUCUACUAAUAGUUUGUCUGUUCAUCACAGGAUGCAUGCCAUAACAAGGGCUAUGAUGUGGAAAACAAGAGGCUAUCUGGAGGACCAAAGAUGGACACUAAACAAGGAAACAAGUCUCCAAUGUCAAGACCUAAAUUACAGGUUUGUAUCUAAUGCUCAAGCAGGAUACAUACAUUUAAUAACAACAAUAAUCAAUGUAUUUGCCAAGUUUGAUUUUGUGGACUGCUUUUCAUAGGUCUACUACUAUUUGCCUUGUUAUUGUGAUCUUAAAACUGCGAGUUUUGCAUUUGUAGAAGACGUUUUGCAUCCUUCUUCAAAGUUUCUCCUGCUUUUUUUGGUCUUAACCUGUUUUCACUUGCUAUCAGCCUUGUGCUAACUAUAUCACAUGAUUUUCAGAACCCACGACCGAGUCAUGAUGCUAAAAUGCUGGGAGAAAUGAUUUUUGGAUCAGUGGCAAUGACAUACAAAGGGCAAACAGUCAAAGUUCAUGAAAUAAGGUAUGCCUUAUUACACAAAGCAUGAUGGCAGGCAUGACUAGCAUCUGCUUGUCUUAACUGGCCGUGUUCUCUUUAUUGGCAAGCACUAAACUUUAUAUUACUCUGCUUUUUCAUGUGUAUUUGUAUCAAGAGCACAAUUUGUUAAUGAUUGCUGUUGUUCUUGUGAUUUUUUAAAUUUUAUUUAACUUCCUUAGGUAUUGACACCCUGUACACCCCUAUAUGUUUUAUAUGUAGUUUGUGUGAGCAAAAGCUUUGGUGUAGAACAGAAAAUUUGCCUGCAUUGCAGGACUGAUUUUGUUAGGUGUCUUUAAUGAAAAUAGUGCAUGGUGUAGUGGGAUGGUUACUGGCAGCCAUAUAAUCACUCCACCAAUGUUAUUUCAUUGGUACGAAAAUUCAUAUGUGUUCAAGGUAGAUUAUAUUCAUCUGCAAAGAUUAAUGAUAGUCUGUCUUAACAUUGUGCAGACAUAAUAUUGUCUGAUCACAAGUUUUUGUUGUACAUAGGCAAGUUUAGGCAGACAUUGACUGUUAUCUGUGGUAUUGUGUAGACUUACCUAAUGAUCAGGUGUAAAAUAUGAAAUUUUCAGAACACCACACCAGCUACUUCUGACCAAUGUGUUUGCUGUUAAACCAAGAAUUGUUAUGCCCAAUUGUUGGUAAGAAUUGUUCAUUUUGACUGGUCAAAUUUGUUAAUCUGUAAAAUAAUUAUGAUGUGAACAGGUACUGCAAAUGCAAAAAAUAUAUAUUUUUUUACCAUUGUCAUCAUUACAUUUUAUCGUUUUUGGUGAAUGUGGAUGCGAUCCUACUAAUUACACUGUAUUAUGAUCAGUCUACAUGUAAGAAGUUUAUAACAACUUGGUAGUUAAACUGGAAUCUCUUUCUUUCCCAAAGUCUUUUUUAAUCAGCUAUACUUCAUACUGCGUAUACAUCUUUUUCUUUCAUCUGCAUUUCACCCAUAUAAUUUAUAUCUUAUACAGAGGAAUCCUGGAUUCUUGAACCCUUGGUUUCUUUAAACUCGUGAUACUUUAAUCUACCUUGUUUACUCUGAACCAUACCUUUUCCCUUGGAGUUUGAAGAAAUUGGGAUUUUACUUAAUGUCCGUUGUGAGUGACUCUAUAAUUAAUCAGUAAUAAGUACACACCAAAUACAAAUAUGGCAGACCUCUCCGCCAGCCUGGGUCUAGUUGUGCAAAAGCUAGGCUAGUUAGGCCUCAAGAGUUUUGUUUUGACUGCUCGUCUUAGCGAUUGAGUUGAUAGAUAUGGUUUCCUUCGAGUUGUUGCGUACCUGAGUGCCACGAAAAAGGAAAUUUUACUCUAGCUGGAAGUACCUUUACUUUUCCCGAGAUCUUUUCACAAAGAAAGUUAAGGAUUCAUGCGAUUCAGUGCUGCGAUGGAAAGCACUUUACAGCGAAAAUGCAAGUGUGCUCGCUUCACUUGCUUUAGAAGAGAGGACUCACAAAAGUAUUUAAAUGAAAUAAUUUUCACAAGAGAUGGUGCUGUUCCAUUAUGUUUGCAUGGUCUUUUAUUUAUCCAACAAAAGGUGAACAUUCUCGAGAUUGGGAGCAUCCACUGUCGACUUUUCAUGUUUAGAUUUCACGCUGGAAACAGCUGCAUGAAAUAUAACAACAGUGAUGAGUGUGAAUGAAACACAACAAUAACAAUCACCUGUUAAUCCUACAAGCAUGGCCUGUGAAACCAUGUAAGAACCAGAAGAAAGCAACAUGUUUGAAGAACAGUCCUUUGAUCAAAGUGCACAGAAAAAACUAACAAAGGAACUGUCACGAGCUAAGAAAGUAAGAAGAAGGAAAAAGGUUUUGGCAGGGAAAGAGUGUGCAAGUAUUCAAGCAUUGUAUUUGCCCUUACGCGUAAUCUAUUUUGGCAACUUGUUCAAGGGUUUUGAGAUAAACUAACAGCGGAAGUAACAGAAGUGUCCCUGAGAGCUCCUUAGGAUUGUUAAGUCGGAACGGCGAACUCACUUGUUCUCGAGAAUGUUUACCUUUCCUUGGUAAGAGAACAGACAAAGCGAACUUGAAACAGAACCAUUUCUCAGGAAUUCUCCCAUUCCAAAUAGUUUUGUGAGUCUUCUCUUCUGAAGUGAAGUGAGCACACUUUCGUUCUUUUAACUCGGUGAUAGUAAAGGGCUUCCAUUCCUUGCACCGAAUUGCUUCAAUCCAUGUCUUUCUUCCUAAAGAACCUUGGCAAAGGGAAGAUAAUCAACUUUUGUUUCUGAAGCAGUUAAAUCUCCUCUUUGAUGGCUCUUAAGCAGGUAACAAAUCGAACCAAACCAUAUCGAUCAACUCAAUCGCUAAGACACGCUGUCAAAACAAAACUCUUGAGGCCUCACUAACCUCACUUUCGCCUAGAGGUCCGCCAUAAUUAUUAUGUAUGUAUUAUUAUUACUUCUACUAUUACCACUACCACUACCACUACCACUACUACUAGUACUUAUAGUAAUAUUAAUAAUUUAAUACUUAUUUUUGUUUGUUUAGUGAUGGUAAUGAGUACUUAAGUACCAGCAGCCAGGUAGACUCAAUGCUUGAUGACAGCACCAGAAUUGACCCUGAAUGUGCCUCAGUAUCAUCUCAAGGUAGUUUUUCGAAAGAAGAUGGACUUCUAAAUGGUAUGUAUCAUCACUAUCCAGUGCUCAAACAUAACUUAUAAUAUAUGUACAGUGUACGUAGCUACAGUGUAGAAUAUUCACCUAAUCAAAUUCAAUAGCCUAAUAAGCACACUGAUGAUGUCAUCUAACCAAUAACUUGAGUUCUUGUGAGUUUAGCAAUCCUCCCAAGUGCAUCCAUGUUCUUUAUGUUUCACAGCAUGCAAAGAAGUGCUUUUUGUAACUUACAGAUAUUAAUUAUUAUACAAUAUUUGUAUUACCAUUAUUUUUUUUAGGAACUAAGUCUUCUAAGCCAGUGGAUGUUCCUGGAACUUCACCAUAUCUUGUUAUUGAUGCUGAUGGAGACAGUGGCUUCACUGCCUCAGUUGAAAGUAAAUUUUGAAUUUAUGGAUUCUAGCUUCAAUACAUUAUAUUGUUAUUUUAAGUAAAGUUAAUUCUUUUUGAAAAGGUUUCCAUAAUUUGUCAGAAGGCUGUUCAUGUUACUUUCACUGUCUAGCUUAUAUUAACAAGUAACUUCCUCUGCACUAUAUUUCCAAGAAUAGCAUUCCAGUUACAAAACACUGUAAUUAAUGGAAGUUAUAAGUUUAUUCAGUUAUAACAUCAGAUUUACAGUUGAUCCUCCACUAACAGCCACCUCUUAUCUACAAUGUACAUUGGCCACUUUUUUCAGCAGCAAGCCAUAUAUUGACUCUUGUUUAAACUUCUUGACAACACCCACUUCCUUCUGUCCCCAAGGUGGCCGGUUUGGAGAAGUCCAACCAUAGCUCUAUUUUAUUCUUGAUUUUAUGAUGUUUUUCAUUAUAUCAGUAAAUGGGUAGCUUAUUUAGUGUUUUCAGUGAAUACUCAGGAAAGCUUGCUACUUUUCCCUAAAUUGAAAUACUUCCAGGUAAUUAAAGAACUAUUCAUUCUAACCAUAUUUCACCUGCACAUGGUGAACACUGUACUUUAAAUUUGAUUGAAACUCCUAAGUAUUCUCAUGUUCAACCCGUAGGUCACUGCAAGGAAAAUAGACUAUUCCAUUAACAGUCAAAUCAGGUCAAGCAUUCCCAUCCCUAAUGAACUAAUGAAUUCAUUAACGGAAAAAUGAGUUCAUUUGUUGAUUCAAUAAUCCAUUCAUAAAAUGAACAAUCCAAUAUUCAUAUUCAGCCUCGAUCAAUAAACUACACUUUCCACAAGUUGACCUCAGAAUUUUGUUCUUCCUUCUUUUUUCUAAGAGUGGAGGGUGGGCGAGUUCUGAAGUUCAAACCCAAACAAACAGUCACAUGUACACUGUUUUGCUGCCAGUAAUCAGUGCAAUUCAGACCUGACCUCUUUGACAACACAGUGGUCAAUAUAUGGGGUAUUGAUCCUUGGCCUUUAAUAAUAAUAAUAAUAAUAAUAAUAAGGAUUUCUAUAGUGCCAUAUCCGUAGGCUCAUGGCACUUUACAACUGAAUAUUUCAAACUGAAAAUUUUGGAGAUAAAAAAAAUUUACAUCAAUAAUAAAAAACAAAUUUAUGAAAAAUACAAGUUAAAAUUAAAGAUUAAAAAAUUAAAAUUUUGUCAGUUUCUUUGCAUUUGACUUUGCGGUCUGUCGAUUCUAGCUGUUAUUUUGAUUAAAGGCAAUGAAAAACGCAGUUGUAAAUGGUAGGAAAAGGAAGCAAAUACAAAUUAACCCAACAGACAAGAAUAAAGAACCGGUAGAUUUUGUUAAUUGUUGAAUUGAUCAAUCUGACUAUUGGAUUAUUCACUAUUUUUAUGAAUGGAUUAUUGAAUCGACAAACCAAAUCAUUUUUCCAUUCAUGAAUUUAUUAGUCCACUGGUGACAGGAACGCUUGACAUGGUUCGACUGUAAUGUGUAGUGAAUAAAAUAGAGGCAUUUUAAUAUCUGCUUCCUUCUUUCAAAGGUAGCUACAUGGAUGAAAAUCUAUCAUCACUAUUUACUUCAGCUUCUUCACCUUCUGGCAGUUACCAUCGGCGUCUUUAUCGCAGUCAUGCCACAAGUAUUGACCGUAGCUUUGGGCGAAAAAGUGAAGAGUUAUCAGAAGAUGUAAGUUAUCAAUAAAAUUGCUUUGAGAGAAAGGGCUUAAACUAAGAGUUCCGUGUUGCUGGUUAUGUGCAAUAAUAUUAAUAAUAUUGUUCACGGUUAAUGUCCUCUGCAAAGGAGAGACUAGGUUGUUGUGGGAGUGUGACCAAAAGCGUGAUCAGGAAGAAGGCAAAGCUUCAGAAAUUUAUUUCCGAACAUUUUGUCACAAGUCAAACACAAGAAACUUCAAUCUAGAAAUUUACUUGAGCAACUGUGUUGGUUGCCCCCUAAAAUGGCUAAUUUUUUGCCAAAACAAAAUGCAGCGUACAUGUCUGGGACUCCCUUCCCUACCCUACUGAGUUUUUGACCCCUACUUCCAGAGUCUGUUCGUAGAUGCAGGUGUACGCUGACAUCAUUACCAAAUGUUUUCAGAUGGAUAGAUUACCAAAUUAUCUUAGCAAUUGGGCUCCUCUCACGUGCUUUAGCUCCGCAAAAAAUCAAUUUAAUACUACAUGAUCUGUUACGCGGCCCCAUAAGCUGUUUUAGCUUGAAUCUUAAGCAUGUUUAAAUAAUGUUGAUGUUAUUAUUUUCAUGGGGAAAAAUCUUACAAGUGUAAAAAUUACUGUACUGAAGAUUAUGGUCAAAACAAAGUUAUUUGUGUAAUCUUGCUUCUGUUUUUUUUUUUUUAAUGAGGCAAAGUUUGAUCUUCAAUAUUGUUCCCUCUUUGGUACUAAGUAACAAGUCUGUAGACCAUUUAGUUUGAACAGGUUUCUAAGGAAAUUUAGACAAAAUCAUGUGCUCAUGUGCUCUUUCACUCCAGUGUCAUACAUGUAUGCUUAUAUUUUAGAGACAAACCCUUUGGUAAUUUUUGGUUUAGAACUUUUCAAUUGUGAGUUGUGAAUUUACAGUUAAAUGGGGGAACCUACAGUGUAGCUCAGAAAACAUGUACAUGUACAUCUCACAGUAGUUAACAAUAUGUCUUUUUUUUGCAUUUGUAUUGGUUGCUUAUCCCUGAGCUAUACUGUUCAUUUUGUUACCCACAAGUAUACUAUAUUUAUGUAUUUUUUAUUGAAGGUUUCUCCACUGAUGAGACGGAGGCCAAAGUUGGGCAUUGGGAUUAUUUUAUCACUUGGUGACAAUGAAGAAAUGAGCAGGUUAAAAUUAUUGAUAAAUAUAAACAUUUAUAACAAUACUUAUGACCCUUUCACUGCUUGAAUCAGGAAUUAUUUGACGAACAAACAUUCAAUCACUGUCUUGAUUAAAUCUUUUAAUAGGACGUGUAAUAAAGGAACCCUGUUGAAGAAAUUUCAUGUUAUUCCAAAAUUAAUUUUUAAAAAUUUUUAUCUUUAAUUAUUGUACUAGCUACUUUGGAGAGUUAGAGGUUUUUUCCCACUACAUGUAGUUGAAUAUUCAGGCAAUAUACAUACAUGUUUACGUACAUGUACAUGUAUUUAUCAAAUCCAAGAAAGAGUACCUUAUUAACAUUUCCAAAUACUAAAAAUUUUAAUCAGCUUAUACGUUGAAGCUCAUCCAGGCUGCUAAUUAUACCAUACAUGUAGUACUGCAUGGGAAGAAAAUGCCCAUCAAUAACUUACUUAAAUGCAAAAAUACCACAUCCCUCAUGUUUAGAAAUACUGCAAUUUUCCAAUUUAAUUGUUUUAAGGCUACGAUUUCCAAAAGAUUGCAUAGAAAACUGUAUAACACUGCAUUGCCCCCUUAUUAUCAUGUUGAAAAUUUCCUUGUAAAUAAGGUUUAUCUUUUUUAAAAUAGGGCUCUUCAAGGUUUCUUCUUUGCACAUUUUCCAUUGCUUGAGUCACAUGUGAAACGGCUACGACUGGCUGUUGAGGAUGCUUGCUUCUCAAAAGCCAAAUCAUUUUCAACUCAAGUGACAGAGGUAUGACAACUACAUAAUAAACCAUUCAUGUUUAUUUUUGGGGGGAUCAGUCAUUGGAUCAUAUUCUGAAAUAAGAGUAGGCAGAAAUUUUGUGAGUUGCAAGUCAAGCUUGCUGUGAUUUGUGGAUGCCUGGAAUGCUACAGGAAUGUUAAUAAUGGCAAAUUUGAGGCUGUCACAAUGCAGUGAAUGCCAAAAUAGGAUAUUUUGAGAAUUUAUUCCUUUUAUUGUCAUGCUGGAAUAGAAAGUGUUUUGACUUCACAGAAACCAAACUAUAUAGGUAAUGGCUCCAACUAUUUGAAGAAGUAAAUACAUGUAAGGUGAAUGUAAUACAACGUACCUGCAACUUGAAACGCUAAUCUGUCUGUCCGUAAAUGAGUGGCCUAUCCUUUAGUGUGGUCUCAUUGCAUUAUCUUGGUGCAGCUUACAUUACGUAAUAGCUUUCAAUUAAUUACCUUGUUUAAUUGUCAAAUUUCAACAGGCAGUAAGUCGAUUCAAAGAGAACAUACACAACCUUCUUGCAGCACCACGACUUAAGGUACAGUUCUGUACAGUAUUGUUGUGACCUUCUGAAGGUUUUUUAGCAAAGUUGUAGUGGGGGAAACAAGCAGGUAGAAGGAUGUAACCUGAUUGUCACCAAGGUGUUAAAAGCUGGUACUCCAAUGGAAAGAAUGAAACAGAAAUGUUAAUAGGAUCAUGAUUCAAUGUAAUGUUUUUUAACUGUAAUGUAUAAACUAUAAUUUUUUGAAAAAGUGUUAGUACAUAUUGCACAUUGUUGUAGUUAUUAAUUUUAUUCCUUUUUCAUUCUUUUAGGAACCUGUUUGGUUAAACAUGAUGACUCACUCAUCUCAUCGUCCUCAUCUCUGUGAAAAAUUUAUGGUGCAGUUGAUUGAUUGUCUCAGAGUUGGAAAUACCAGGGAAACAAAUUUGUAAGACUUGUGAUUCUGUUUCUGCAAAACAAUUCUUUGUUAAGAGUAGACAACAGAUGAAGGAUGAAACCCACUUAGCAAAGACACCAAGAAAGGGUAUUGUUAAGUGUUUUUUGUUUUUGUUUAGUUUUAUGGCAGCAGUCCUGACAGCUGUUUUACAAUACCAUUUGGCGUGGGUAUCAACUGUCAUGCCAGCUGGAACAGCCCCUAGCCGGGCUUACCUGGAUAAGCAUUCUUCGAAAACGGUAAGGAUAAUUCGGGUUAAUCUUUACUUGCAUGAGAACUCCCGCUCUUCGCAGGAGUUGGUGUAUCCUUAACCCAUUCGCCCCUGAACCGCCCCUUACCGCCCGUGCGGAUCCACGUCCUUUGUACCCUUUGUGAUGUCAUCAGUUUUAACGGUCAAGGACAACUUUGUUCGCUAACUUGUGCAGAUUGAAGAGAUCUUUCAAACCAUACCAGAAUGAGCUCAAUUCAGUCAAGGACACCGGAGAAAGAGGCAAAAAAAACAUGUAACAUUGACCUGAAAAUCUCCAUGAAAAUCUUGUUCCAUUGCUCACCUACCUUUCCUUUCACCUAAUCCUAAGAUCCUAAAAGCUUUCCUAAAAACUAUUCCCACCCAAAUGAAGCCUACUAAAUGCCCAGCAAGAGAAAAAAAAAUGAGGCAAGAAAAGCGAAAAAACAGGGGAGGAGAGAAAGGGAAAAGUAAAAGUCAAGACUGCUGUGUCACUUUUAAACCCAAAAACUCUCUUGAAAUUUUGCUUUCUGCGCAUGCCCGAACUUUGCAAGCUGAUAUUUUGCAUCUGGAUCAGAAGGCCGUCAAGUGUACGACCUGUAAACUGGUUUGUGGUAAGUUUUAGCUCUUUAUAGCACGACAGUGACCAGAAAACCACUCGACUAGCUUCAAAACGCGUUUUUAGGCAAAAUCUCCAGGAGCGAAUGGGUUAAAUGUGCUUAUGAAAAUCAACUACAUUGUACUGAGUCCAACAUCUCCAUCUAUAAUGUAUACACCUCCCCAGUACAGAUGCUUCUUGUGGUCCUUGUUAAGGAAGGGAACCUUUUAGUUACGUAAUUGUUACCCCUACAAUAUGGACUCCCUUACCUCUACUGUGUACCUUUUCAUGUAUAUGUUACAGGUCAAAUUCAAUUUCAGGUUAAGUUUGAUUUAACUUAUGUUGAUUCUCAAGUUUUAAUGUCUCCUAGCCCUAGAAAACAAAGGAAAUUGAGAAUCAACCCAGGUUAAAAAAAAUUUCACCUGAAAUCAAAUUUUACCUUUAACAUAUACACUGUACCUCUAAUUUGUCAAAGUUAGAGCAUCUGAAUCAAUUUAUUUUCGUUGACCCAAAUGUUUAUUGGGUGUGGCAAAAUUUGAUGAAAAGUUUGAUGGUUGAACCUGGUCUACAGUUUUACAAUGUACAUGUAUGAAGAGCCAAGUACAUUUCUUUUAUAUUAUGUGUUUGUACAUUUACAUCUCUAUUAGUAGAUAGAGUUGUGUUAAAUCAAUAGUGAUUUUAUUACCCAAAACUAAUCAAACUUUCUCUCUUUUUCUGUUGUCUCAAAGCUGGAUCUUCUUGCCCAGUCACACCCUUACAAUCCAUUGUGGGCACAGCUAGGGUAAGCUUCAUCGUAAAAGUGGUUUCUGGCAAUGCUAUAAACCUUGUUAGAGUGCAAACAUUAACAUAGAGUUUAUGGGUAGCGAAGAACACCGCAUUAUUUCAUUCUAGGUAUAAGUGAUUGGUCCAAAUCACAAAUGCAUCAUUUUUAUUGAACAAGUAUAUUACUUUUUUUAAAUUAUACGAGAAAAAAUUUGCCAUACCUAAAUUUAAAUUUUUAGCUUUCCCACAAAAGUACUGAUGAUACAGUACAGUAUUGAAUACUGUCACCUAAAUUGCAUGUUUUUUUUUUAUCAUGUUACAGUGCCAGGUAUUUGCCAGUGUAUUUCUGCACUGAAAUGAAUAUUAUUCUUUAACACAAAAUGGUUGUGAAGCUCCCUAAGGUGUCCUGACAAAAACUUGAAUGCCCAGGAAAUAAAGAUUGAAAUUAUGGCAGCUAAAUUUCAUGUGCUAUAUCAGAAAAAGACAAUGCAUCAAAACAGCAAAAGAAACAUUUUCAGUACCCCUCAUUUAAUUUAACGUUUAUUUUUCAUGAACAUUUAAAACCCCGGCCACUUACAUGUAAAUGCGCAAAAAAAUCAGCGCGGCACCCAAAAUUUUUGGCACUGUGCUGGCAAUUUUUGGGCUCAGCACACACAGCACACACAACAUGCAUCAGUACCAAUAGGUAGUGUCUUCCCAAAAAUCACCUGUAUGGUGCUAAAAAUUUGGAAUGUGGUGCCAAUUUUUUUGCACGUGUAAAUGAAGUUUAGGUUGCAGUACCUGUCUAUGACAUAUUAUUUUGACCACAUGCUUCCAUUAAUAGUUACACAGGCAGAAUAAUUUAAUAAUGUUCAGUUCAUGAAUAUCUUGCCCACUUGUUGAUGGCAGUUGAUGGCAAUAAUACUGAGAGGGGUUUUAUAUGUUGUGGUUCAAUUUUAUCCUUGGUUUAAAUGUUAUUUUCUUUUGUUUCAUACUCAUUAUCAUGUCAUUAUCAUACAUAACCAUACCAAAAAACAAAAGUAAACAAAAUUUAAUUUAAUGAUAAAAAUUGAAGUACAACAUAAUAUUAUAUACCUAUCAUUUUUUUUACUUGCAGGGACUUAUACGGUGCUAUUGGAUUCCCUCUUCGAGUAGCAAAAACAAUUGUUGUUGGAAAAGACUCUAAACUUGUUGAGCAAGUGUUAAAUAUCCUAAGUUACUUUAUUAGAUGCUCUGAAGUGUUUGAGCAUGUACAAAAAAGAGAUGUUGGAAGCAAAGAUGGUGCAAAUGAUAGCAGUUCUAAUUUAAAAGAAGAAAACAGUUGUUCCCAUUGUGGACAUUUGCCUCCUGCUGACAAGCAACAUUCUAACAAGAGCUCUAGUUUAACAAGUGAAGCUGGAGUCUGCUUUAAAUGUAAGCAGAAUUGUGGAGGAAAGUGCUUUCUGCAAGAACUAAAGGAUGGGCAGGAUCAAAAGUCUUUAUGUGAGCAAACAUCUGAACAGUUUCAUAUUAAUGGCUUGUAUUGUUCAAAAUGUUCAAGAAAAAGCAACAACUUAAGUGCACUGUCUGAAAUUGAAUUGUCACAAUUGAAAUGUGUUUGUAACAGUAUUUCCAUUGGAGGUGUUCAAAAGGAGUUAAAACAUUUUGUCAAGGAUGGAAAUCACUUGAAGUCAUUUCGAUGCUAUUGCUGUGAACAUCAAAAUAGAAGCAAUGUUAAUAACAUUUUGUCUCAUGAAACCAAGGAGAAAUGUUUCUGCGAUUCAGGUUGUGAUGCUGGUAAUAAUGAGGAGAAACAGGAUUUCACAAGACAACUACAUUCUACAGGGAGCUACUGUAUAAAUUGCUUACAAAACCUGCUUGGACAGUGCAACAAUGGCCUUGAAAAUCAAGCAAAUGGCUCUCUGACAAAAUUAAGUCAUAUUCUUCAAAGAAAAGAUGUUAUUUUAGGCAGUAAUGGGCACAAUGACAGUCAGAUAUCUGAAACAGACAGUUGCCUUUCUGAUGAUACCGACAUAGUCUCAGUGAGAAGCAGUUUGCCAGACUCUUGUACUGAUGUUCAUGAGACUAUAGCAUCUUAUGGGCGCAGCGGUUCAGCUGACUCUGGUAUUCAUCAAAGUCCUCUAAAUUCACCAAUUGCCCAACGCCCUGUAGAUUUUCCUAAACUUAUUGCUCAUCAAGGAGAAGAAACAAAGAUGCCCAAAGAGCUUUCUCUUCCACCAGUUCUGGAUCUGAACUGCUGCCCUGAUCUUAACAGGUAGGAAUUUGGAGUAAAGUGCACCAGAUUUCCAAGAGAAUUGAUGGAUUGUUUUGCUAUCUUUGAUUAAUAAUGCUGUCAAAAAAACUUUGUCAAAAGGAAUCAAUAGCACCUUUUGAUGGGCUUCAAAAUACUAGUUGUUUCUCUGGACAAGAAGCUGUUCUCCUCUUGUCUAUCUGAAUGGAGUUGAGGCUAGCUGGAUUUCAAGCUAUAGUGGACUACACUUAGAACCCUGUCUAGUGGGUGGUAGAAGACUUAGUGACAAUACAGUGUACGAUAUUCGUACAUGACCUGUGUAGGGUUUCACAGGAUGGUUAUCUUGUGCUAUAUUGCCUUGAGGACUUACUUCAAAGGAAGGUUCCAGUUAAGAAAUGGGUCACUUAUCUGACUCACCAUAAUUACCUCUAUAGUGCACCUUGACACAAACGUUUUUGUUUUGUUAGUGCAGCUUUAAUUCUGGGGGAGUGUGUGCAAACUUCUUUUUUCCUUUGCUGUGUUCAAAGUGACAACAAUAGCAUGGGAAGAGCUAUUAGUUUAAAACUGAAGGUCUAUGUCCCCUUCCAGAUUUACGAUAAUUUAUUUAAAAGAAACAUUAUGCCAAAAAAAGGCAACAAAAAUCACAAAUUUGCUGGAAAUUAAGACUUUUAUUCGUAGGUGACACAUAAAAUUGUAGCGUGUAAAUUUGGCACUUUAUUUGAGUGAGGUGCUUUCUUGAUAAAAUGCGUUACUCUUAAUUUUCGUUGUUUUCACAGAAAAACAGAUGACUGGAGAAACUUUAACAAUUUUGGACGAUCCCUCUUUGCGGGGUAAGGGACCAACAACAUUUUUUACCAUUUUUCCAUGCUCAUAGCAUCCUCACUUUUGUGAAGAAUUACCUGGAAGCAUUUUUCAGCUCCUCUGCGGUUUGAAGUUUUAAAAGUAUUUUGUUCCUGGCUAUAUUCUUCAAAAACCAGUUCAUUAUUUAGGAGGAUAAAGGCACUCAGCAGCUGAGAAAUAUUUUAAAAUGUAUAAUAGCUCUCUUAAUUCAACAUCUGAUUGUCUCUAUUGCAAGUAAGUGACUAUAAAAAUGCAUGUAUGCAUGUUGCUACAAACUGUUUUUGUUUCUUUGUUUCUAGUAUUUGUGACAGUUAUUUACCGGACUUGGUUCUUCAAGGUGUUCCAGAUAAUGACUUCAGAGAAAGUUUAACAGCUGAUUUAAAGCUUGCCCUGCAGGUAUGACUCAUCGAGUUUGUCAAUCCAUUUAACCCAUUUGCUCCUGAGCCACCUGUAACUGCGUGUGUGGAUCCAUGUCCUUUCUACCGCUUGUGAUGUCACCAGUUUUAAUGGUCAAGGACAACUUUGCCCGAUAACUUGUGCAGAGUGAAGCAAACCAUACCAAAACGAGCACAAUUCAGUCACUAAAGAAAAAGGCAAAAAACCAUGUAACAUUGACCCGAAAAUUUACAUGAAAAUCUUUUUCCACUACCCAUCUACUUUUCCUGUAAUCCAAUCCUAAGAUGCUACACGUUUUCCUAAAAACUUCUCCCACCAAAAUGAAGCCUACUAAAUGCCCAGCAAAAGAAAAAAAAAAUGAGGCAAGAAAAGUGAAAAAGAGGGGAGGAGAGAAAACGAAAGGUAAAAGUCAAGUCUGCUGUGUCACUUUUAAACCCCCAAACUCGAAAUUUUGCUUUCUGCUCAUGCCCGAAUUUCGCAAGCUUUUAUUUUACAUUUGGAAAUGGCUUUGUGGUAAGUUUUAGCUCUUCAUAGGGCAACAGUGACCAUAAAACCGCUCAACUAGCUUAAAAAUGCGUUUUCGGCAAAAUCUCCAGGGGUGAAAGGGUUAAUUGUGACUGUUUGCCACUGCAAACACAGAUGUAGUAUUCAUGCAAGAUACCGUAUUUAUUUGAUUAACCGCCCUGGGCGCUUAUUAAAUUUUUGGACCUUGAGAGUGGGGGCUUUUUUGAGGUGGGCGCAUAUUCAAGGUUGGCACUUAUUAAAUUUUCACCAUUUUCAGCAAGUGAACUAUGUUUAUUUUGCAACAAAACAAUAAGUGCUAGUAACAAAACGCGAAGAAGUAACAAAGCAAGGUUUCUGUAAAAUACUCUAAAGAAAACUCCGUCCUUGGGGAAAUCUCUUAUUAGAAUAUAUUCACUCAAGUGGGAGAAGUGGGGGUGAGCGCUUAUUUGAGUUUGAUUGGGAGGAGGAGGGGGUGGGCGCUUAUUAACUUUUUCUGCCUUUAGGAUGGGCGGUUAUUCGAGGCGGGCGCUAAUUCGAGGUUGGGCGCUUAUUUGAAUAAAUAUGGUAAUUCAGUAAAGUAAUGUGGCAGUAGAUUAGACAUUGUGGUUGUCUGACUAUAGUAUUUAUUUUCAAAUAGUGUCAUUUCUUAGGUGACCAUCUGCAUGUAAUAAGACUUAUUACAUGCAGAUGGUCACCUGAGAAUUGACACUAUUUGAUAAUAACAGUUAGUGUCUGUUGUGAUUAUAUUUUACAGCAUUCAGUUGUUGAUGAUCCAAUAUCAGAGGCUGUGUGUAUCAUUGCCAACACUGACAAAUGGUGAGUUGUUAACAUUAACUCAACAUUGUUGAUAAUACCUUUCCAAUAUUACAAUUUAUUUUACUAAGAGGCCAAUUCCCAUUUUUCGAUAGCAUGCUCUAAACCUAUGAAAUCCAGGGCGCCCAAAAUAAAAUUAUCCGUGCAAAAACAAGAUUUGCGUGAUGCCCUCGGGCAAAUGUUAGUCAUCUGGAGCAAGGAGGCACUGCUAGAACACAGCCCUGUUUUUAUUCAGUUUGGGUCAAUAAUAAUUAACAAAGGUAAUUAUUUUAAUUUCCAUCACUUAGGACUUGCAAGGUUGUCUCUGUAAAGAAACACAGGAAGCAUUCAAACAGGUAAACAGACAGACCAAUAAAAUACCAGAAUGUGCAAAUGGAAAAAAAGAUAGUAUUUUUAAAAACAAUAAGAUUCUUCUUAGACCUUAGCUGGCCUGCAAGUGUAUAAGUUGUUCUAUUCCCCAGACAAGGAUGAUGUUAAAACUCUCGUAGUUACUUACAUUGUAAAUAUAAACGAUAAUUUUCGAACAUAUUCAUAUCAUUAUCAUUUUGUACAUGUAUAUGAUGCUUGGUGUUCAAUGUUCCACCACACAGUGCUCUAUGACCGAUGUAGCUUUAAUUCAAUUUUGACCCUGCUCGCCAUAGAGCCUCCAGUUUCUCAGUGGUUAGAGCAUCCGAACUAGAACUCAGAGGGUCGUGAGUUUCAUUCUCACAUGGAGCUCGGAUUUUUUUCUAAACUUUCUGGCAUUAGAAUUCUCCUUCUUCCAACUUAUAUGUCUGAUAAUCUGUGCAGUAAUUUUGCGGGAAUAGUUAAUUUUAAUUUGUGAUCUCCCUUUUUUUCUCCAGUGAUCCUGUUUAUGUACACCAAAUUGAAGUGUCCAAUUUAGUUUAUUCCAUGUUGUCAUCCCUGAAGGGUCUCUGGGAUAUGAAAAUGUCUGCUGAGUUUGUAAGUUUCCAGCUGAACAGCUUUUUCAAGCAUACUUUAAUCCUCUCACUCUAAAAUUAUGUUAUAAGGAGACAGUAUGUCACUAUAACUUUUAAAUCUGCCGACAACAUCCUAUAGUGUUAACAUUCAAAUCAAAACCGUUUGGCAGAACUUUUGCGUAUUGCUAUUACCUUAGUAUUUAGGAUUUGUGGGGUAGUUUCUUUUUUGGCCACUUGUAUUUGUACUUGUAAAUUUUGCAUUUUCGUCCAAUCCUGGACAUAAAUAGCCUCCAACGCAGGCGUUUCGCCUGUGUGGGAGGCUGGGACAUAAAUGACUGGUUGAAGAGAAAGGAUGGAUACCCUGCCAUACCUGCUGUCCUUUUGAAACUUACCCUCUCACUUUUUUAAAAUUAACAGGUUAAAAUAACGUUGUAUACUUUGAGGGAUGUUUUUAAAUAUAAUUUGAACACUUUUACCACUGUUGUAUCAAGGAUGUUUUCAGACGAAAAUAUGACUAGGAGUGGUUGUGUUUGGCUUGUAAUCAUUACGUGUCCACUGUGUGAUAUAAUCAGGGUGCUAAUAGCAUAGUGUUAAUCUCUGCUAGUUCGUUGUUAAACUUUAUCAGAAUAGUGGCACCAUGGCAUUCUAUUAAAUGUUUUUGUUUCAUAUUUUAUCUCCUGUAGUGUUUAAUGCACCUGGAAGAUAAACUGAAAGAAAUCAACCUGAAAAGCAAGGUAGGGGAAUAUCGUUCCGGCAUGUAUUAAUGCUUCUGAUACAUAGAUUGCAAGCAGUGAGCAAAAUAACCGCUGACUAUGUAAAACUUUCGAUGACAAGAAAAGGUGCUAAAUGGUACUGCACAGUAGCUUUCAUUUCAAUAGUCAAGCGACUCAAUAGCUAGAACCAACGUUUGCAGUAUUUUGACAACACCUCAGGAAAGUAAUGCUUUUUAUUUAGUGUUUGCGUUACACUUGGGAUCAUAGCUAAAUUAUUAAUGUUGACAUAUACUUGCUUCUUGUUAGGUUAUAACAGAAAGAUUGAGAGAUCGAAGAAGGGCCUUGACUCGCGAUGAAGUCACUAAAAUGCUCGGGUGAGUAUUGUACGUAUGAUGUUUACUCUGCUCUAGAAAUUCCUCUCUAUUUUCUUUUUCUUUAACUCUUUUUGAAUGACGGUGUUUGCAUUGAUAUCCCAGUACAGUAUUAAAAAAAUUAUUGAAUGAGGUUUUUGUGAUACAGUAUUCGGAAUAAUCAAGGUCGGGUUAACUGUUAUCAGCCAAACUUGAAGCCGUGUCUGCCUACACUUACCUCGACCUUAAUUAUUCCGGAUAUCACAAAAACACUAAUGUAAUGAUUAUUUUUAUACAUUGUUUUGAAGAAACUAACGACAAAGACACCAUUGCACGGAACACAGUUUGACAUUGCUCUUACAUUGCGCGCGCAACGUACACAAUAUAGUCAGUUAUCUGCUUGCAAAUAACUAACUAAUUUGUAGAUUGUGCUGAUUUCCAAAAUUAACUGUAGGCUCUUAUCCAAUGAGGAGACAGAAAGUGACUACAAGGUAUAAUAAUGUUAGUAAUCAGGGUUUCUUUGUCCUUUUGUAGUGUGGAUAACAGUGACAUACCAUUGUUGUUGGCAGCAGCCAGCACUCACUCUACACACAGUAUACCAACGGUAAGGUGAACCUAUCUCGGGCAACACAGUGUCUCAACUCCGCGAACAACAGUACACUUCAUACCAGGCUAUAAACUUGAAUCAUGUCAAAGAUCCCGUCAAGACUGUCCAAAAGUAAAGUUCUGCUGGAAUAGGAUUGCGCUGCCAUGACAUGUUGUACAUCACUUUUCAUCAUAAAGUUGCAUUCGGCGUUUUUCCUUAUGGCCGGAUAUCAACGAAACGCCUGAUAUGGGAACAUUUGCAGAACAAACACUGAAACGUUAAUUGUGAGAAUAACCUCAUGACUUACACUGAUUCAAACUGAACUGUAAAAUAGCCUUUUGGCCAAAUAACAAAGACAGAAACAAAUAUUUAAAUACAUGGUGAUGGAUAGUAUAGAAAGAAACUCUGAGCUUCUGAAGAAAUAUUGUUUCGUAAACCAAACUAAUACAUGGAUUUCAACAGGCGUCAAGAUGGUCAACAAACUUAAAAUUAAGCAGUAUAUCAUCAGUCGUUUUAUACUGUUUGGUUUGUUCUUUGUUUUCUUUUUUGCCAAAAGGAUUAGUUUGCUGUUUAAGUUUCAUUUUGACGGUCCUAUAAAAUGCCUCUCGCCCCCUGUUUUCAUGAGUGGUUAAAUUCAGAGCCGAACAGAUUUUAGAAAAGGGCGAAAUGUUUAAAUUACGUAAGUUGUCUACAUUUCAAUAGAUUUCAUUAAGGAGAGAAAGCCUCUCCAGCUUCAACGGUCAUUGUGGUAGACCUAAAUCGGGAUUCUUCAUUCCUUUCUAGUUUUUUUUCCUUCCUCCUGGUAGACGUAAAUCAGGAUUCUUCAUUCUUUUCUAGUUUUUUUUAGUACGAAUAACAAGGUCAUCCAGUACACAUACGUGCAUAGUAAUGAAAUACGAGCUUUCAUCUUUUGCAGCGUGAAUACACAGUAAUUUAGGAAAGUACUCAGCUCAGUUUCUGAUCAUACAGUGAUCCCACUUAAGAUUGGGUCUACAGACGCAGAUAACCUUACAUAUUGAUAGUAUAGAUCCCAAUAGGAUGAGCUCUGUAUAGGAAUUUACCCGUUAAUUGUUGCUCGAAACAACUCUUGUACCGUAUAAUUACUGCAGGUCAGUAAUUAUAGGCAAUAUUUUAAUUGUUAAUUAACGAUUGUCACCUUGAGUGACUGAGGUAUUACGUAGCUUAAGCAACCACCGCGACGACGGCUGCCGGCAAAGCGUUUCUUAAACUGUGUGAAUUCGCGCUGUUUCAAACUUUAUUGCCCUUAUUCCUUGUUGUUGCAAUUUUUUAAUGUUUGCGGAUUUUUCGGGAUUCGAAUUCUAAGGGACUGUAUUGAAGUUAGCAAAAAGAAAAAGAUGUUCUUUAUUUUCUGUUCACGUCCUCCAGAAAACGUGAAACGGGGAAGUUUCAUGUCGCAGCCGCGCAAUGACGACAAAGAGAUUUGAGAAACAAGCCUGCUGCUGUUGUUGUUUUGCUAAUCUAAUUUUUUUUAGACGCUCUCGUUACCGUCGCCGUCGUGAUUGCUUUAGCUCCCUAUUAUUAGUCGUGUCGCGUAUAAAACCCAAUCGAAGAGGUCAAGCGACUAAAGCAAAGAAAAGCCUGUAAAACGCAUUCGGCUUUGAAUAGCAGCUUUCCAAUAGUUUCCUUGGAAGAUGAAGAACGGCAAAGGAAUUAAAUUUCUGUAUAAUCAGAGCACUGAUAUUUAAUAUAUAUUCUAUAUUUUCAAGCAGAAGAUAUUGUAAGUUGGCUGUUAACAUGUAUGUUUUGCUAUAAAUGAAUAAAGGGGAUAAAGAGGUU
Porites evermanni is the source of this 22673-nucleotide messenger RNA. The record is from the annotation of a GenBank genome assembly. NCBI's taxonomy places the organism in Eukaryota, Metazoa, Cnidaria, Anthozoa, Scleractinia, Poritidae.